This is a messenger RNA of Phytophthora sojae, 1696 nucleotides long. RefSeq lists its product as hypothetical. Gene Ontology annotation, biological process: mitochondrial calcium ion homeostasis; calcium import into the mitochondrion; proton transmembrane transport. Gene Ontology annotation, molecular function: proton-transporting ATPase activity, rotational mechanism; uniporter activity; calcium channel activity. NCBI's taxonomy places the organism in Eukaryota, Oomycota, Peronosporomycetes, Peronosporales, Peronosporaceae. The record is from RefSeq and is a predicted model, not a curated record. Gene Ontology annotation, cellular component: mitochondrial inner membrane; uniplex complex; vacuolar proton-transporting V-type ATPase complex. Bases 1 to 1536 code for a protein of 511 amino acids. The transcript is spliced from 8 exons.
AUGGCGCCGCUGUCGCUGUCGCUGCUGGCCUCGCGCUCCUCGCUCCUGCGCCGCGUCCCGGCCUCCCUGUCCAGCAGCUUCCACUCGAGCUCCGGGUCGCUGCGCACGCGCGCGGCCGAGCGCUCCCAGGCGGGCCCCUCGCUCCCUUCCGGCGACGCCGCGUCGCCCCAGCUGAGCGUGCGCAACGCCGCCAAGGCGCCUGGCCAGCUGGACGUGCUGCUGCCGCUGCCGGGCGUCAAGGGCCUCACGCGCCUCGGGCUGCAGGACGCGGGCGCCAGCGUGCGCGACCUCAUCGAGGCCGUGCAGCGCGCCGACGACUCGCUCAAGAGCGUGGAGGUGGCCACGCCCGACGGCACCAAGCUGGCGCGCACCGUGCGGCUGGGCGAGCUCACGUCCAUGCCCUUCUGCCUGCGCCUGAACCACGUGAACGUGCUGGUGGAGGGCGACGCGGCCGCGCUGGACGAGCGCCGCGCGCGCGAGGAGAGCGUGGCGUUCGCGACGGUUAAGGCCGAGAUCGAGAAGGACCCACGGCUGACGUUGCCGCUGAGUGAGUUUUAUAGAAUGUGUCAUAAUGCGGGGGCGGAGGAGGCGGUGGCGACCAAGUGGCUGAGGGAGCUGCAGCGCCGCAAACUGAUCGUGCACUUCGACCGGUCCAGGAACCCGCAGCUCGAGAACGCCGUGAUUCUGAGGCCUUAUAGCUUGGAGAGUAUGCUGACGCUGCAGAACUCGCUGGACUCGGAGCUGUACAACAUCAAGCACGACCGCAGGGUGAAGGAGCGGGAGCUGGCUGAGCUCAACGGUACGCUCAAGAAGCUGCAGCAGGUGGAGAGCGAGGUGCACGUGUUGGCGCGCCGCAUGCCGAACGCGCAGAAGUGGGUGGGGCUGACCGGGCUCACGGGCUUCUACGGCGCGCUGAUGUACUGCGUGUGGGACGUCUACUCGUGGGACGUCAUGGAGCCGAUCACGUACUUCAUCGGCUUCACUGCCGUGCUGGGCAACUCGUUCUACUCGACCAUCACCAAGAAGGACCCGACGUACAGCAACAUCUGGCAGAAGCGCUACUGGGCUCGCGUGGACGCGCUCAGCAAGCAGCGCAAGUUCAACCCGACGGAGCUCGAGGAGCUCAAGGCGCGCAUCGCCGACCUCGAGAACGACAUCUCGCUGCUGUCCCAGUGGGAGAAAGUGGACGCGAACAUGGCGGCGAACCAGAGCAUCAAGGAGCUCAUGGCGGCCGAGACCAAGGCCUCCAAGAUCAUCAGCGAGGCGCGCCAGGAACGGGGCGAACGCCUCAAGCAGGCCAAGCUGGAGGCGGAGGCGGAGAUCACGGCCUACCGCAAGCAGAUGGAGCGCACGUUCCAGAUGAACGGCAACACGGACCUGAUGGGGGACGACCCGAGCAUUCUGGAGGAGGAGACCCAGCGCGACAUCAAGAAGAUGCAGGCCGAGUUCCAGCAGAACAAGCAGUCGGUCAUCACGAUGAUGGGGCAGCACGCUGUCCGCGUGCAGAUUCGUGUGCCGGAGGCGCGUAAAGCUUAAGAUAAGAGGGAGGCGGAACUUUGAGGAAGAUGGAAUUAGGGCGGCGAGACGGACUGGAUCUGCGUCUACAGUUGCAGUCCGAGACUUGGAGCUGUAGGACGGACGAAGCAGAGCUCGUCGUCGUUAUUCUCGUGAAUCACAAGAUACUUGUCUUAUGUGC